AUGGCGACCCGACCAGUCUCCAUGGCGUCCAAGAACGAGACCACCCAGUCGGUGAGCCGGAUCACUCGCGAGGGGAAGAAGCUCACAUACACAUUAAGUGUAAUGCAACAACCUGAGCGCGCCCGAGCCUGCGGUGCCGGUGCCAAGUCUUCAGCCGACCGCCGCCCGGUCGAUCCUCCUCCCGUCGUCGAACUACGCAUCUUCGAAUCAGAUCCGACUAAUGACGCGCAGAAGACGGACAUCACCUUUGCCUAUAAUGCCAAUUUCUUCCUCUACGCCACUUUGGACUCGGUGCGCCACAUGGCUGCGAUGCGAGGCAGCGCCGCGCCGUCCACCUCGGUUCCAGUGCUGACGGGUGUGCCAGUCGCUGGAGUUGCCUAUCUGGACCGACCCUCUCAGGCCGGCUACUUCAUCUUCCCUGACCUUUCGGUUCGCCAUGAGGGCCGGUUCCGUCUCAGUUUCCAUCUCUACGAGGAGAUCAAAGACGUUAAAGAUGCCGACCAAGAUGCGAACACGCCGUUGCCAAGCCAAGCGCCCCGUUCGGCCUCCGCCCAGUUGUUGUCCCCCCAGAGUUACCUGCAUUUCCGCCUGGAAGUGCAAUCGCUUCCGUUCACCGUAUACAGUGCCAAGAAGUUCCCAGGCCUCGCCACAAGCACUUCUUUGAGCCGCAUAAUCGCGGAGCAAGGAUGUCGGGUCCGUAUCAGGCGCGACGUCCGUAUGAGACGUCGCGGGGACAAGCGAGAGGAAGACUAUGAGUACGACGAGGGGAGCGCGAACGUGUAUCCGCGGUCUGACCGAUAUACUACUCCCGACCGAUACGUCGCGCAAACCGUCGAACGACCUCGCUCCAACAGCAAUGGCAGUGUGUUGGAAUCCCCAUAUGGGUACGGAGGCGAGGUCAAACGGCGGCCUUCAGGUUCAGAAUAUGGCUUCCAGUGUCCUCCGCAGCCCUAUCACCGUCCGAUGCCACCUGCCCCGAUGCCUCAUACCCAGACACCCAGCUAUCAAUCUCAUCUCUCUUUCGGCUCUGCCCCCUCUCAAUACCCUGCUCCACACAUGCCUCCCACGCCGCCGCCGCCCGUGGCGCCAUCGGCCAGUUACUCGCCUCAUGCCGUCUACGCCAAUAUGCGCCACCCCUCCGUGGCCACCGAUAUGGACGGGACGUCCGCAGCCUAUCCCAUGGCAAACUCAGUACCUGAACCAAAUGGUUACCCUAAGAACACCAUCACUUCCUACCGAGUGGAGCCACCGAAGAUGCAGCAACAAUACCUGGUGCCCGAGGUCCCUCAGUAUCAGUCAAUCUCACAGGGUAUGACGUCCACAGUCUCGGCGACAACGCUUGGUCACCCGGCAUACCCACCACCAAGCUACAAACAGAUGCCGGCGGAAUAUGUUAAUUUGGACUCUGCAGUUGAUACAGGCUCACCUGGCCAGGGAUAUGACGCUGUCUCGGGCAAGCGGAUGCUCUAUCACUCCGGAUCGCUCGCGGGCAAGCGCACACACGAGGAUUCCUUUGGCAUUGAUGAACGGCCCAUGCAGAAUGGAAUGCGUCCAGACAUGGAUCCCUAUCCCAGUGCCUAUCGCGACUUCUCCGCAGAGAGCCGUGCUGCACUGAUGGCUGAGCUGGGCGCCGACAUGGCUUAUAAGCGGGCCAACGGACGGAUGGUCAUGAAGGCUCCGCCCACAGUCCAGUGA
Penicillium oxalicum is the source of this 1695-nucleotide messenger RNA. RefSeq names its product sexual development activator VeA (gene veA). The transcript has 2 exons. The coding region runs from base 1 to 1695 and encodes 564 amino acids. The record is from RefSeq and is a predicted model, not a curated record. NCBI's taxonomy places the organism in Eukaryota, Fungi, Ascomycota, Eurotiomycetes, Eurotiales, Aspergillaceae.